CACAGAAACACAGGUACAUAGCAGAGCUGCACGAGGCACACAAAGGACAGGUCACAACACAGAGGUUAUACGGUGUAUACAUUCUGAAUACAGACUGAACAGGUUUUUACAGAUCAAGAUGAAGUCACUGGUUUUACUCUCACUGAGCCUGGCAGCGGCUCUUGGGAUGCCACUCUUUGGCCCUGAUGUAGCACAAAGUCCUGUUCUAACUAAAGGAGAUAACAACCCCGUGCUGGGAGAUGUACUUCCUGUGCAGGGUCAUGUAGUGGUGGAGGAUCCUCUGCCACAAGUCCGACUAGGAGACAUGGAGGAGCAGGAGGACAAACUGAAUAAAGAGGAAGGAGCUUCCAUAGAGUCAGAUCCAAACCUGAAUCCAGAUGUUAUUUUUGAACCUGAGGCAGACGUGCAGUCAAAGGAGGAGAAGGAGCAGAAGUUUAAAGAUGACUCAGUCUUGAUGGUGGAGUCAGACGUUGAGGUGGAGCCCGAGGUGUCAGGGGUGCAAAUGGACCUCCUGCCCGAGACUGAACCAGGUCCUGAGUUUGUCAACAAGAAGGGAAUACAUGAAAUGUUGGACGAGCCGAUCAUGGAGCUGGAGCCGCUGGAUGAAGACAACAUGUCUGAUCAGAAACAGAGCGACGCAAAGCUGACAGAAGAGGAACAAUAUGUGAGGUCAGCAUUUCAGAAUCAACCUGUGCAAGAGGAGGAGGAGGAGCCCGAGGUGUCGGGGGUGCAAAUGGACCUCCUGCCCGAGACCAAAACUGAGUUUGUCAACAAGAAGGGAAUACAUGAAAUGUUGGACGAGCCAAUCAUGGAGCUGGAGCCUGAGAUGUGAUAGGUGUCAUUUAUUUGAAAUAACUGAUAAGUUGUAAAUAAAUUCAUGGAGAAAUAAAUAUGAUUUUAGUGACAUAAAACAGCGAAUUCUUGUAAAAAAAAAAUUGUAGAAGUUAAUUUAAUGUUAAUAAUUUGUAAAAGAUAUCAGUGUUAAAACAGAUUCAGUCUGAAGGAUUUAAAACACUUUAAAAAUGAGUUUUUUGUUUCAAACCUUUGAAAUAUACAGAUAUGUCUGCAAAGAUUUAUUAAUCUGAAUGUUUUUUUAUUUAUUCAGACAAUUUUAGUUUUCAUAUUGCGGUUAUAACUUGGAGGAAGAAGCGAAAUAAGAAAUACAUUUUUAUUUCAGGCCCAUGAAGGGCCCCCCUCCCCACUGGGGCCCUGGGUAGUCAGUCCCACUUCCCCCCACUACGACGCCCCUGUUUACAUUUUAUGAAAGUUCAGUGAGACACUAGUGUUGUAUGUCGUCCACACAUCACCACACGAGGUCAGUGUUGGCAUGAGUGUGUGUGUAUGUCUGGAUGUGUGUGCAUAUUAACAUUAAUAUUAAGAAUCUGAGAGUCAUGGUUGAGAAUAUUCAUGUUUAAUCGUGUCAGUGAGCACGUAUAUAUUUUUUUGUUAGGAAGAAAUUGUUCAACAGAAGAAUGAGAAAUAUCAAGUAAAGUGAUAGACAGGAUAUUUCUGUUUGUAUUUUCAGCACUGUUGAUCAUUUUAUUUUGUUGUACUUACCUGUUAUGUUUCAUAUUUGCCUGUGAAAAUAAAUAUUAAAAGAAAGCACCAUUGUGACUAUGUGGAUCAUUUUGAAAAGAUAAAUUAAAUCAUUCUGCAUGACGCUAACAGAG
Messenger RNA from Labrus bergylta (ballan wrasse), 1670 nucleotides. RefSeq lists its product as uncharacterized. Lineage: Eukaryota; Metazoa; Chordata; Actinopteri; Labriformes; Labridae. The record is from RefSeq and is a predicted model, not a curated record.